Messenger RNA from Sorex araneus (European shrew), 2186 nucleotides. Its product is annotated as histone H2A type 1. Gene Ontology annotation, cellular component: nucleosome. The record is from RefSeq and is a predicted model, not a curated record. Lineage: Eukaryota; Metazoa; Chordata; Mammalia; Eulipotyphla; Soricidae. The coding region runs from base 14 to 406 and encodes 130 amino acids. Gene Ontology annotation, molecular function: protein heterodimerization activity; DNA binding; structural constituent of chromatin. The transcript has a single exon.
CGCAGACUUCAGCAUGUCUGGACGUGGCAAGCAGGGCGGCAAGGCGCGCGCCAAGGCCAAGACCCGCUCGUCCCGGGCCGGCCUGCAGUUCCCCGUGGGCCGCGUGCACCGGCUGCUCCGCAAGGGCAACUACGCCGAGCGGGUGGGCGCCGGCGCCCCGGUGUACCUGGCGGCCGUGCUCGAGUACCUGACGGCCGAGAUCCUGGAGCUGGCGGGCAACGCGGCCCGCGACAACAAGAAGACGCGCAUCAUCCCGCGCCACCUGCAGCUGGCCAUCCGCAACGACGAGGAGCUCAACAAGCUGCUAGGCAAAGUGACCAUCGCGCAGGGCGGCGUCCUGCCCAACAUCCAGGCCGUGCUGCUGCCCAAGAAGACCGAGAGCCACCACAAGGCCAAGGGCAAGUGAAUUCAAUUCCAUUUCUACUACGAACCAAAGGCUCUUUUAAGAGCCAACCACCUUGUCAUUGAAAGAACUGUAACGGGAAGUACGGGGUGACGGCAUUUAACAGCACUACCCGAGAACUGGCUCUGCGCUCAGUGCUCGGGAUACCGUAUGGGGUACUGAGAAUUGAACCAGGUCGGCGGCGUGCAAAUGCCCUACCCCAACAUAGACCCUUCCGAAAAGCAAAAGUUAAAGGAGGUGUCUUCAUAUUUUAAAAUAGGAUAUUAGUGGUUAUCUUUGGCUUUCCUCUAGUAAUUAUCUUUCCCUUGCUCACAGCUCAUGGAAGCAUGAAAGUACUCAUCUCAAGAGGGGAGAUGCUAGAAGUUAGCACCUUUGCUGGAAAGUUUCACAAUAAGCUGAAAUUUUUUGAUUGCCCCCCUUUUAUUUUUCUUUUUGAGUCACACCUGGCGAUGCACAGGGGUUACUCCUGGCUUUGCACUCAGGAAUUACUCUUGGCGGUGCUCAGGGGACCAUAUGGAUUCUGGGAAUUGAACCCCGGUAGGCUGCGUGCAAGGCAAACGCCCUACCUGCUGUGCUAUUGCUCCAACACGAUUGCCCCUUGAUCUUUUACUGUUUAUUAUUAAUCAUGAUUCAUUUGGUGAAUUAAAUUUAUUUAAAAAUGGUUAAGUAGAGAGUUACACCAUGUAAUUGCUUUAUAAUGUCAAAACAAUGUGAAGGGAAGUUUCUUAAUGAAGUUGCUGUAGGCAGGUAGAUAGAGAAAGGCCCUGGACAAUGAAACAGGUCAGCAAAAGUUCUGGGAGGAAAAUUCCAAGGCUGAUCCACUUUGUGGAUAUGGAUAAGACCUUGAGUAGCAGACCCGGAGGAGAUUGGACCCCUCCCCAUGAAGGAAAUUCCUCGAAUUCCCUCUGACCUCUCAAUUUGAAUGACUUCAGUGAUUCAGCCCAAAGAAAAUCAUCACCACUCCCAACCUCCCUGGUAACCUCCUUAGCAACAGACUUUUACCUGGGAAGAAGCCCCAUGUAGGGGGCAGGUUGAAGAAACCCUAUAGAAGCCACCUUGAACAAAGUAAGGGCGCGCAUAUGCUGCCAGAGCCCAUGUGCUGCUUGUGCCAAUGUGACCAAGCACGUGUGGUGCCUGAGGACGUGUUGUCCACAUCUCCCCUCCUGAGAUGUGUAUUUUCAUGCUUUUGUGUCUAGUGCUAUGAUGUGUGCAGGGGCUCUCUCUGCCCCUGGAGAAGCCCAUGUUCUCUCUUGAGUGCAUUACUCUCUCUCUCUUACUCUCCCCCUCCACACCUUAAAAAACCUCCAAAUAAAAUCUACUUACUUCAUUGCUUUUCUACUCCUGAAAUUCCUUUCUGCGAGGCGAGACAAGAACCCAGUAACCCUGGGUCCCAGGUGACCGUGGCAGACCAGGAGAAAGUGACCGUCUUUCUCCUCCCCACUUCACAAAAGUCACCCGUGGGGCCCACUGACAUCAAAGUUAAUAGCUAUUGAAUGCCUCAAGGAAAUAAAUUUUCUUACGAAAACUAAAAACCGUCUUUCUGUUUAGAGCACAAAAAAUUGGGAGAGUAUAACUGCUGUCCAGUUUAGGAAGAAUCCAUCAUAUUGCUGAUCAACAAUGGCUCACUCAUUCACAGUGGCCUUUCUGAACUGACUUCUUAUACACGUAAAGUUCACUGGAUUUUGAAGUAAACUCUAGAAAACUGGACAAAGUAGCAUUUUGUUGGCGCAAGCACCAUGAAGUAAAUUUGUCCCGAGAGGUAUGGAGGGAGAUUUAGAGGAUG